AUGGCGUUCAAGCUCGCUCUGACCGUAUUGUUGCUGGUUUUGGCCACAUUGGAGGCCAAAAAGUAUUGUGGAGGGCAAUUCAAUCAACUGCAGAAGAAGGUGUGCACCUACGACAAACAGGAUAGCCCCUGCUUGGGUGGGCCACAUCUGAAUCGAGAGAGUAAGCCGUUUUGAGAGGGUAUUCUGGGACAUUAUAUCUUGGGACUGGGACAUUUUAUACGCUCAAGACUGUCUGGAGAUUCCUGGGAUAUUUUUAAACGCAUAAAAUGGCGCUAAAACCUCUAGUUUUUAAUAACGGGCACCUACAGCUAUAUAUUUUAUAAUGCGUUACUGUCGCCGAAGUUAUAGUGACAUUUUAUACGAUGAAAGAUGUUUGAAAAAUUUUCAUCGUAUAAAAUGUCUCCUUGUCGAAAAGUAAAAAAUUUCGUCUUAUGGCAACAAAAAUCAAUCUUCCAUCAAUUUCCGGGGAAAUACGUCGAAAAUCCGAUCCAGUGCAUCGGUUUCUUUCGUAUAAAAUGUCGCCUAGAACCUAAUUAAAAAUAUCGCAAAUUUGUUUUAUUUUCAGUCCAGGACAAGUGCUGUAAGGAAGGGUGUUCGCUCGGAGACAUCUCAAAGACCUGCUGCUUCACCGAUUCCUGUCUGAAGAGCUGUUAUCCCGGCCUGGAGCAUCAAACCGGCAAGAAGCGAAUCAACAAGAUGGGAAAUGUAUACUAA
Messenger RNA from Bursaphelenchus xylophilus (pine wood nematode), 714 nucleotides. NCBI's taxonomy places the organism in Eukaryota, Metazoa, Nematoda, Chromadorea, Rhabditida, Aphelenchoididae. The record is from the annotation of a GenBank genome assembly.